Cricetulus griseus (Chinese hamster) is the source of this 1287-nucleotide messenger RNA. The record is from RefSeq and is a predicted model, not a curated record. NCBI's taxonomy places the organism in Eukaryota, Metazoa, Chordata, Mammalia, Rodentia, Cricetidae.
AGUGAUGAUAUCACCAAAGUGUCCCAAGCUGCUAAAAUUGUGGAGCGAAUGGUCAACCAAAAUACAUAUGAUGAUGUUGCUCAAGAUUUUAAAUACUAUGAGGAUGCUGCUGAUGAAUACAGGGACCAGGAGGGUACGCUGCUGCCUCUCUGGAAGUUUCAAAAUGACAAAGCCAAGCGCCUGGCCGUCACCGCCCUCUGCUGGAAUCCAAAGUACAAGGAUCUCUUUGCAGUGGGACACGGCUCCUAUGACUUCAUGAAGCAGAGUCGGGGCAUGCUGCUGCUCUACAGCAUGAAGAACCCCAGCUUUCCAGAGUACAUCUUCAGCAGCGAGAGUGGUAUCAUGUGUCUGGACAUGCAUGUGGACCACCCCUACCUGGUGGUCGUUGGCUACUAUGAUGGCAACGUGGCCAUUUACAACCUCAAGAAGCCUCAUUCGCAGCCCUGCUUCCGCAGCACCUCCAAGUCUGGCAAGCACACGGACCCUGUAUGGCAGGUCAAGUGGCAGAAGGAUGACAUGGACCACAACCUUAACUUCUUUUCUGUGUCGUCUGAUGGCAGGAUUGUGUCAUGGACUCUCGUAAAGAGUGAGCUGGUUCAUAUAGAAGUCAUCAAGCUGAAGGUGGAAGGCAGCACUACAGAAAUCCCUGAGGGGUUGCAGCUGCACACUGUAGGCUGUGGCACUGCCUUUGACUUCCACAAAGAGAUCGACUACCUGUUCCUGGUGGGCACAGAGGAGGGGAAAAUCUAUAAGUGCUCUAAAUCCUACUCCAGCCAAUUCUUGGACACCUAUGAUGCUCACAACAUGGCAGUGGACGCUGUGCUAUGGAACCCAUACCACACCAAGGUCUUCAUAUCCUGCAGCUCUGACUGGACAGUGAAGAUCUGGGACCACACCGUCAAGACCCCCAUGUUCAUUUAUGAUCUGAACGCAGCCGUGGGUGAUGUGGCCUGGGCACCGUAUUCUUCCACUGUGUUUGCAGCGGUCACCACAGAUGGGAAGGCCCAUGUGUUUGACUUAGCUGUCAACAAGUAUGAGGCUAUCUGCAACCAGCCUGUGGUGGCCAAGAAGAAGAACAAGAUCACCCACGUGCAGUUCAAUCCCAUCCACCCCAUCAUAAUUGUGGGUGAUGACCGUGGGCACAUCACCUGCCUCAAGCUCUCUCCCAACUUGCGAAAGAUGCCGAAGGAAAAGAAGGGACAGGAAGUGCAGAAAGGUCCAGCUGUGGAGAUCGCAAAACUGGACAAACUGCUAAACCUCGUGAGGGAAGUAAAAACCAAAUUUUGA